This is a messenger RNA of Danio rerio (zebrafish), 1858 nucleotides long. It is a transcript of the gene p2rx7, whose product is annotated as purinergic receptor P2X, ligand-gated ion channel, 7. Gene Ontology annotation, biological process: purinergic nucleotide receptor signaling pathway; excitatory postsynaptic potential; monoatomic cation transmembrane transport. The record is from RefSeq and is marked validated. NCBI's taxonomy places the organism in Eukaryota, Metazoa, Chordata, Actinopteri, Cypriniformes, Danionidae. Gene Ontology annotation, molecular function: purinergic nucleotide receptor activity; monoatomic ion channel activity; ATP binding. Gene Ontology annotation, cellular component: postsynapse; membrane; plasma membrane.
AUGCCUUGCGUUUUGCUGAACCUCUGUGAAUACGACACGCAAAAACUCGUCAAAAUCAAGAGUGUGAAACUUGGCUCACUGAAAUGGACGUUAAACGGAGUGAUCUUGAUGUUCAUUUGUAUCAUGAUGUUAUGGAAUAAAGAAUACCAGGAGUAUGAUUUUGUAGUGAGUUCUGUCACCACAAAGGUUAAGGGAGUUGCAAAGAUUACCUUACCAGAAGUUGGAGACGUUGUGUGGGAUGUGGUGGAUUACAGUGGACCAUCUCAGGGAAAGAACUCAUUUUUCGUUGCAACAAAUGCAAUUGUCACAAAGAACCAAAAACAAGGUAACUGCGCAGAGAUCCUUCCAAACGGGAAGCUGUGUCGAACAGAUAAAGACUGUGAAAAAGGGUUUUCUGACCAGCAUAGCCAUGGUGUUCAGACAGGUGCCUGCGUGAAGUUGGAGAUACUAAAGAAAACAUGUGAAGUUACAGCUUGGUGCCCUAUUGAGAACAAGAAGAAUCCCAGACCUGCUCUUUUGGCUGCAGCAGAAAAUUUCACUGUGAUGAUCAAGAAUAACAUCAGAUUUCCAGCAUUUAACUACAUAAGGAGAAACAUCUUGUCUGAAAUGAAGGACACUGACUUUAAAGGCUGCAUCUAUCACCGCUACAAAAAUCCAUACUGCCCCAUAUUCAGACUGGGAGACAUUGUGGCUGAAGCCAAGGAGAAGUUUUCAGAGAUGGCAGUGGAGGGUGGUGUGAUUGGGAUCCAGAUCAACUGGGACUGUGACCUGAACCGCUUCUUUCACAGCUGUUUACCCAAAUACUCCUUCCGUCGCCUGGAUGAAAAAGAAAGCAACCGAACCCUGUACCCUGGACUCAACUUCAGGUUUGCGAGAUACUCAACGGUGAAUGGCGUGGAACAGCGCACUCUCUUCAAAAUGUAUGGCAUUAGGUUUGAUGUGAUGGUGUUUGGGAAGGCUGGAAAGUUCAGCAUCAUUCAGCUAAUCAUCUACAUUGGGUCUACGCUCUCGUAUUAUGCUAUUACAACUAUAUUUCUGGACUGGCUUAUUGGUACCGGCUGUUACUCCAAAGAGGCAAAACAGAACUACACCGAGAGGAAGUUUGAGGCCGUUCAAGACCGAGAAGAGUGCUUCCUUUGUGUGUCAUUUGUGGACGAGGACAAUUUAAGAGUGGUGAAAAAAUCCCGAAAGAAAAGACUACAGGAGACAAAACCCCUUUCUUUACACCAGCGCAAAAAUGAGCUGGCCAGCAUGAAGACUCUGUUGAGUGUCCUGCAAUGUGGCCAAAGCAGAAGUGAGCCUGUACAAAACGGCCAAAGUGGCGGCCUAAUAGUGGACGAAAACCUUUCCAGCAGGCACAAUGGCAGACAAAACCCAGACACGCCAUUACUGGAGACCAUACAGUCUUCGUCUCCGACCUGGUGUCAAUGUGGCUCCUGCCGGCCUGCCGAGACCUUACAGGAGCAACUGUGCUGCCGUUUGAAGAAAGGCCGCUGUAUUACCUCUUCUCCGAUCUUUUCAUCACUAAUUGUCAGUCGCUCUGUCCUGGAGAACGCUUUGUUCUUUGUGGACCCCCUGGCGGAGCUGCACGAGGAGUCUCAGCUGCGUCAUGGGGCCUAUGCUCAGUUCAUCAGAUGGCGGUUUGGAGACAGCACACCCAGAGAUGCUCUUCCAGUAAUACCCAGCUGCUGUAUAUGGAGGAUCAGAGCAGAAUACCCCAGCCCUGACGGCACAUAUCGUGGCCUUAGAUCGUUUCAGGUCAUAACGUCUCAGACAGAGGUCAACAGAUGACAGACUUUAAUCAUUUAAUGAUGAGACAUCAGUCAGAAAUCAAUCAGGAUGACAAUGCCUUAUGAUU